Baudoinia panamericana UAMH 10762 is the source of this 4008-nucleotide messenger RNA. RefSeq lists its product as uncharacterized. Lineage: Eukaryota; Fungi; Ascomycota; Dothideomycetes; Mycosphaerellales; Teratosphaeriaceae. Gene Ontology annotation, biological process: urea catabolic process. Gene Ontology annotation, molecular function: nickel cation binding; urease activity. The transcript is spliced from 8 exons. Gene Ontology annotation, cellular component: urease complex. The record is from RefSeq and is a predicted model, not a curated record. The coding region runs from base 1 to 4008 and encodes 1335 amino acids.
AUGCAGCACAAUCCCGCGCAGUACGACGCGCCGUCGUUCAUGCAGGACGGUUUCGAAGGCUAUAACGGAUUCCAGGGUGGCAACAUGGCGCCGCAAGGAGAGCGACGCGUAGUGCAGAUAGAUGUUGGUGAAUUCGUUCGGACGCGCGACGCGCUAUCGUCGGCUUACAUGAGCCUUUCAUCAUCCAUCGAUAAAGCAGUCAAGGCGUACAUCGACCACACUAAUGUUGUACUCGCCGGAGACAGCACGCUCAAUGUCUCCUACCUCACCCAGCCAUUCGACCAGCUCGCGCACACAGCUCAGAUUGCGCAGCAGGCGAUGCUGCAUGGUCUUGCCCUGCCGAAUGGCGGCGCUGGGCCUGCUGGUGCUGGACCUGCUGCCGCCGGGUCUGCGACGAAAGACGAGCAAUCCGAAGGCCAGAGCAAGCGCAAGAAGCGCAAGUACACGCCACGCGAUCCGAACGCGCCAAAGCGCCCGUUGACUGCGUACUUCCGCUAUCUCCAAGAGCAGCGAAUUCCACUGGGCAAAGAGCUCGCGGACAAGGCUCAAGGCCAGCCUCAGAAACCAGGCGAUCUGUCGAGGGAGGCUACGCGUCGUUGGAAGGCUUUGGAGGAUUCCGAAAGGCAGCCGUACCGUGACGCGUACCGACGCGCUUUAAAGGACUAUGACAAAGAAUGUCAGGUCUACAAGGCCAAAGGUGGCAAGCUUAGCGCUGCAGACGAGAAGCUCCUGACGCAAGAAGGUGAAGACACCGAGCUUGGCGCUGGCGGCGAAGAUGUGAAGGAUGAGGACGAGGACGAGGACGCUGAAGGGGAGAACGUUGAAGCAGAUGAACCAAGCAAAGGACGGCAAGGUGCGGAUGAUGACGACGAUGAAGAUGAUGACGAGGAUGAGGAUGACGAUGAAGACGACGACGACGACGAUGAUGAUGAGGAGGAGGACGACGAGGAUGAGGAAGACGAACCUGUUCCUCCGCCUCCGCCGCCGCCGAAAGCCACUCCAAAGUCUGCCUUGAAGAAGGGUAAGCAGCAAACCGCCGCGCCGACUCCGCAGUUCAGCAGCAUCAACCCACAAGCUGCCACCGCCGGUCCCUCAAGUCCAGAGCGCAAGCGCAAGGCUCCAGCUACGACCGCAGAAAGCGAAUUGAAGACGAAGCGUGGCCGUAAGUCCACCGCCGAGCCUGCUUCGGAGCCUACUGCCGCAUCGGCCCCGGCGCCUGCCCCGACUGCGCAGAUGACGAGCUCGGAACCGACUGAUGGACCGCCGAAGAAGAAGUCCAAGAAGAAGUCGAUGGGUUUCAUCCAGGUUGAGAGGCCUACACCAGUUCAUUUGGUCGAGUCGAAUUAUUUCCACAGGAUGCGGGAUACCCUUAAACAAGCUCAACAUUUUUCCACAACGGUCCACGGCGCCCUCCGAGGAUGUCUGGGCCUCCAGCUCCCCGCGAUCAAGCCCCGCCUCCCUGAUAGACAACAAGGACUCACCAUGCAGUUGGCACCGAAAGAGCUCGAUAAGCUUGUCAUUAGCCAGCUUGGCUCGCUGGCACAGCGGCGGCUUGCGCGUGGUGUCCGACUGAACCACACUGAAGCCCUCGCCCUUAUCGCCAGUGUACUGCAUGAGCUCAUACGAGAUGGCGACCACUCUGUCGCUGACCUCAUGGCGCUGGGCGCAACACUGCUUGGCAGAAAGCACGUUCUGCCUAGCGUACCGCACACCUUGACAGAACUCCAAGUCGAAGGCACCUUUCGAAUGGGCACGUACCUCGUAACCGUGCACAACCCGAUUGCCGGCGAUGACGGCAACCUUGAGCGGGCGUUAUAUGGCAGCUUUCUGCCUGUGCCCAGCCCGAAUAAGUUCCCUUGGCCGCCCGAGGAAGGAUUGGAAGCUUAUGCGCCGGAGAAGAUGCCUGGUGCUGUAAUUGCCGUCAAGGGCGAUAAGGGCAGGAUCGUACUCAAUGAGGGGCGCAAGCGCAUCAAGCUCAAGGUGACCAGCAAAGGAGAUAGGCCUAUCCAAGUUGGCAGCCACUAUCACUUUGUCGAGACGAAUCCGAGAUUGGAAUUUGACCGAGUAAGAAGCGUCGGGUACAGGCUGGACAUCGCCGCAGGGACCAGCGUAAGAUUUGAGCCUGGUGACAGCAAGACGGUUACACUUGUGCAGAUUGCGGGCAAGCAAGUAAUUAAAGGUGGGAAUGGGCUGGCAACCGGUCAUAUACACGACGAAAGUGUCACUCGAGGAUUGUUGCAGAGGAUGCAAGAAGGUGGCUUCCUGCACAAGGAGGAGCCAGAUGCAGACCAACGUUUAAACCCGGCCAGCAUGUCAAGGGAAGACUACAUUGCCAUAUUUGGCGCAACGACCGGCGAUAGGAUCAGACUAGGCAGCACCGACCUUUGGAUUAAGAUCGAGAAGGACUUUUCAGCCUAUGGCGACGAGUGCUCGUUUGGCGGCGGCAAGUCCAUCAGAGACGGCAUGGGUUCUGCUUCUGGCGUUCCGGACAAGGAAUGCCUUGACACUGUAAUCACCAACGCAGUCAUCGUCGAUUGGAGUGGCAUCUACAAGGCCGAUAUUGGUAUCACUAACGGCCUAAUUUCCGGAAUCGGCAAGGCUGGCAACCCGGACGUGAUGCACGGCGUGCAUCCAGACUUGGUUGUAGGCGCAAACACAGAUGUUAUUGCGGGUGAAGGCAAGAUCGUCACUGCUGGUGGGUUCGACAGUCACAUCCACUUCAUCUGUCCGCAACAGGCUUACGAAGCCAUUGCGAGCGGUAUCACGACGUUUCUAGGCGGCGGUACUGGGCCGAGUACUGGCACAAACGCAACAACGUGUACACCUUCUGCAGAUCUGAUUAAGGGCAUGCUCCAAGCCUGCGACAGUCUACCGCUGAAUGUUGGUAUAACAGGUAAAGGCAAUGACGCUGAAGUCCAGCCGCUCAAAGAGCAGGCGGAGGCUGGUGUCUGUGGUCUGAAGCUGCACGAAGAUUGGGGCACGACGCCAAUUGCGAUCGACACUUGCCUGAAAGUGUGCGAGGAGGAGGACAUCCAAUGCCUGAUCCAUACCGACACUUUGAAUGAGAGCGGCUUCGUAGAGACGACUGUCAAAGCUUUUAAGAACCGAACCAUCCACACUUACCACACUGAAGGCGCUGGUGGCGGUCACGCACCUGACAUUAUCAGUGUAGUCGAGCACGAGAACGUGCUGCCUUCGUCCACCAACCCGACACGUCCGUACACUGGCAAUACGCUCGACGAACAUCUAGACAUGCUGAUGGUAUGCCACCACCUUUCCCGUAACAUACCUGAAGACGUGGCAUUCGCCGAAUCUCGCAUUCGCGCAGAGACGAUCGCUGCAGAAGACGUGCUGCAUGACUUGGGUGCCAUCAGCAUGAUGAGCUCUGAUUCACAGGCCAUGGGUCGGUGUGGCGAGGUCAUCCUGCGGACUUGGAACACUGCGCACAAGAACAAAGUCCAGCGCGGUCCGCUGCCGGAAGAUAAGGACACCGAUGCGGACAAUUUCCGUGUGAAGCGUUACGUGAGCAAGUACACCAUCAACCCGGCGAUUGCGCAGGGCAUGUCGCACCUAAUUGGAUCGAUCGAAGUGGGUAAGCUCGCGGAUCUUGUCCUCUGGUCACCGUCCUCGUUCGGCGCGAAGCCAGCGCAGAUCGUGAAGGGAGGCAUGAUCGCGUGGAGUCAGAUGGGAGACCCGAACGCGAGUAUCCCAACAGUCGAACCGGUCAUCAUGAGGCCAAUGUUUGGUGCCAUGGAGCCGAGCAGAAGCAUCUGCUGGGUGAGCAAGAGUAGCCUGGAGAAGGGUGCCAUCAAGAACUAUGCGCUUCGUAAGCGAGUUGAGGCUGUCAAGAAUUGUCGCAAAAUUGGGAAGAAGGACAUGAAGUGGAACGAUGCGAUGCCGAAGAUGAAGGUUGAUCCGGAACGAUAUACUGUGGAAGCUGAUGGACAGCUUAUGACCGCUGAACCAGCGACAGAGUUACCACUUGCUCAGACGUAUUUCGUUUUCUAG